UGUCCGCGAGUGGGAGAUGCCAACUGGGCAGCCCCCGAGUGGACCUCCUUUCCGGCCGCACCUAGGGUCUGGGCCGGACGGGGUCGGUGCCCAGCCCCGGGGCUCCACACCGGCAGAUGAGCUAGCCCCGGGCGGAGGGCACCGGCCGCGGUGCCGCCCGGUGCGCGCCGCUUCGCGCCCCCAGGUAGUCUGGCGACCGUCCCUACCCCCGCGGGCGCGCGCGGUGGUAGCGGCCGCGCGACGUCACCCAUUGUUUACAAAUCAACCCGAGCCGGCAGCGUUCCGGCUCCCGCGGCUCUCAGGCGCGCGGUGCGACUGCCCGGUGGUCCCGGCUUCCGCGUCCCAGGCCCGACCCGGGCCUCUCCCCCUCUCCCGCCCCAGCCGCGGCCCGCCGAGCCCGCGGGCAACCGAGCCGCCAGCGACGCCCACACAGCCGCGGGGGCCCGGGCGGGGGGCCAUGCCGUGCCGGAGGGAGGAGGAGGAGGAAGCCGGCGACGAGGCGGAGGGGGAGGAGGACGACGACAGCUUCCUCCUGCUGCAGCAGUCGGUGACCGUGGGCGGCUCGGCCGACGUGGACCGGCUCAUCGCCCAGAUCGGCGAGACGCUGCAGCUGGACCCGGCGCACGACGGCCGGGCCUCGCCGUGUGCCGCCCCGGCGCCCCCGCCCCCGCCCCCGCCCCCGCGGGUCCCGGCGGCGCCGCCCGCGGACCAGGCCCGGGCCCCGGCGAGGCGGCUGCCGCGUCCGGCGGUGCCUGCGGAGGCCGGGGACCCGGCGCCCCCGGGGGCCGUGCGCUGCGUGCUGGGGGAGCGCGGGCGCGUGCGGGGCCGGGCGGCGCCCUACUGCGUGGCGGAGCUCGCCGCGGGCCCCAGCACGCUUCCCGGGCCGGGGCGGCGGGGGUGGCUCCCGGGCGCCGUGGCAUCUCGGCGAAUCCAGCAGCGGCGGUGGGCCCCAGGCGGAGCGCGCGCGGGCGACGACGACCCGCACCGGCUCCUGCAGCAGCUCGUGCUCUCGGGAAACCUCAUCAAGGAGGCGGUGCGCAGGCUCCAGCGGGCGGUUGCCGCGGUCGCCGCCACGAGCCCGGCGAGCGCCCCGGGCUCCGGGGGUGGCCGAAGCGGACCGGACUCAGUCACCCUGCAGCCCUCGGGAGCCUGGCUCUGACCCGGGGGCCCUGGAGGAGGAGAAGAGGACGCGGCUACGCCGAUUCAACAGUUUCCUGCCCCGGACAGUCCGGAGCUGAAGCCGUCGUCCAUCCCGCGGGCCCCAGAGUUACCGGCCGCGCGAGGCUGUUAGAGAAAACGGACUCGACUGAGCAGCACCGGCAGCCGAAACCUGGGAUUACCAGGAGAACUGUGGCAGCUACUUGAUCGACUUGGACCUGACUUAGCAUCGUGUGCUUGGAUUGUUUAUAGAUGUUGCUCGCCGGGGCGGGAAUCGGGAGGGCUUUCUAACAAUACUUGAAAACGAAUAGUAGGCAUAUGUGGUCUCGUUAUUUUCGGGUGGAGACGCUUCCUGAAUAUGGUGCUACAGUUGCAGAGCUCUUUGCUGAUGCUGGGAUGAAGAAUGUAAAAACUUGGCGGUUGGGUGGGUUGGCAACGCCCGCUUUCUCCUACUUAGUUUGUGACGUUGAAGAUGGGAGAUGGGACCCGGUUGGUGAAUUCCCGAAAGUGGGGAGAGAUGAGUUCAAAUGGGGAAUUGUAAAUGACUUCACCUUGCCAACUUGGACUCAAGGUCAGGUUGGUUGUGAGUAGGGUGUUGUGGGAUUCUUGGGAGAGCUACUCCUGGUGUCUUUGUUUUUUUGAUCCAAGCGCGGACCUGUCUGCUUUGCCACCGCUUGGAGUCUCCCGAGGACACUUAGGCCAACAGGGCCGUGUAAGGAGAGUUAUUUGCUUUUUCGUGCUUUUCUCUUUCCAAAACUCCUCCUUCUGCUAGGCCCCUCUUGGCCAUGGCACCAGCUUUCUCAGAAACAGCUAUAAACAACCUCCUGUCCUCCCUGCCGCCAUCGUGUUUGUGGUGUGUGUGUGGGGUUGGCUGAAGGCCGUGGAAACCCUCUUCUGCUCUGUUUUGGCCCUCUGUAGUGUCGGAGGGAGCCUCUCCCGCUUCCUCACCUGCCAUUUCUCUGUGAGUGAAACAGUUUAAAAAUGUGACUCCGGGUGGAGAAACCGCUGGCUUUUCCCUUGUGAAACUUGAGGGCGUCCUUGCUGAGGUGCCACCCCCAAACAUUACGGUAGCUAACUUUUUUUUAAGAUUCAAUGGCUUGUUCAUCCUCCAGAUGUGGCUAUUGACGUACACUUCGCAACGGAGUGUCUGAAAUUGUGGUGGUCCUGAUUUAUAGGAUUCAUAAUUAAAAUGUCUGCUGAAUAAAUUUGGUUUUGUUUUGGAAAA
Meriones unguiculatus (Mongolian gerbil) is the source of this 2383-nucleotide messenger RNA. Its product is annotated as FRAT regulator of WNT signaling pathway 2. Bases 17 to 1159 code for a protein of 380 amino acids. Lineage: Eukaryota; Metazoa; Chordata; Mammalia; Rodentia; Muridae. The record is from RefSeq and is a predicted model, not a curated record. The transcript has a single exon. Gene Ontology annotation, cellular component: cytoplasm.